Molecule: messenger RNA, 1593 nt
Organism: Nymphaea colorata (pocket water lily)
Lineage: Eukaryota; Viridiplantae; Streptophyta; Magnoliopsida; Nymphaeales; Nymphaeaceae
Product: serine carboxypeptidase-like 45
Exons: 10
Coding region: 1-1398 (465 amino acids)
Biological process (GO): proteolysis
Cellular component (GO): vacuole
Molecular function (GO): serine-type carboxypeptidase activity
Source: RefSeq, a predicted model, not a curated record
AUGGGUUCUACACCAUGGAGAAGUAUGGUCAUGGCGACUCUGGCGACUCUUCUGUUGCACCUGAGCUUCCCAACAGAGGUUUGUUCUUCUGCAACCUCUGAUAGAAUCACCCGACUGCCGGGACAACAGCCAGUAGAUUUUCAGCAAUUUGCUGGAUAUAUUACUGUGGGCAAAAAGAGAGAACGAGCUCUAUUUUACUAUUUUAUUGAGGCAGAAACUGAACCAUCCUCUAAGCCUCUCGUCAUCUGGUUCAAUGGAGGGCCUGGUUGUUCGUCCGUGGGCGUGGGAGCUUUCACGGAGAAUGGCCCCUUUAGGCCUAGUGGUAACAUACUGGUGAGAAAUGCGUAUAGUUGGAACACAGAAGCAAACAUGUUGUACGUGGAGACGCCAGCAGGAGUUGGGUUUUCAUAUUCAAGAAACAUUUCUGAUUAUCGUGACAUGAACGAUGAGAGAACAGCAAGAGAAAAUCUAGCAUUUCUGCGACGUUGGUUGGUCAAGUUCCCCGAGUACAAGAACAGAGACCUCUUUAUUACGGGAGAGAGCUAUGCGGGCCACUACAUUCCUCAGUUAGCUGACCUCCUGAUUCGAGCGAACAAGCAGCAGAAAGAGUUCAACCUUAAAGGAAUUGCUUUGGGCAAUCCACUUUUGGAGUACUAUACUAACUUGAACUCGAGGGCAGAGUUCCUAUGGUCUCAUGGAGUGAUAUCUGAUUCUACAUACAGAAUUUUCUCACGGAACUGCACUUAUAGCCUAUACUUAAGCGAGACUUACAGGGGAAACGUAUCGUCCAUCUGUGUCCUAGUUAUGAGCACCGUGGAGAGGGAGAUGAGCAAAUUCGUGGACAAGUAUGAUGUCACUCUUGACGUCUGCAUCUCAUCUCUUAAGAUGCAAUCUCUAGUUCUGAGUCCCAUGAAAAUGACAGGGAAGAUAGACGUGUGUGUUGAAGAUGAAACCGUUAACUAUUUCAACAGGAAGGAUGUUCAGAGGGCUCUACACGCUCGACUAGCGGGAGUCUCCAAGUGGGAAGCAUGCAGCAGCAUCCUGGACUACAAGUUGCUUGAUGUGGCGAUCCCUACUAUCCCUCUUCUUGGUUCCAUUGUGAAGUCUGGCAUCCCAGUCCUGGUUUACAGUGGAGACCAGGAUUCAGUGGUUCCUCUGACAGGAAGCCGAACUCAGAUUCAUGGAUUAGCUGCUCGUUUAGGACUCAAUACAACUAUUCCUUACAGAGUCUGGUUUGCAGGGAAACAGGUUGGUGGGUGGACACAAGUCUAUGGGGAUAUCUUAUCAUUUGCCACCAUUAGAGGAGGUUCUCAUGAAGCUCCUUUCUCACAGCCACAGAGGGCCCUUGUGCUUUUCAAGGCGUUCCUGCAAGGGAAACCACUCCCUGAAACUUUCUGAAGUCAAUGUGCCGAGUGGAGCGCUUUCAUUCUGAUCAACUGAUCGGUCUUUGAGCGAUUGGUGUGUGUGUGUGUGGGACUUUAAGGAAGAAUUCUGUCACAAGGAAAUAAACCAAAACAGCGAGGAAAUAAAAUAACCCUCAAGUUAUGUAAGAAUUCCAGUGCCAUUUGAAUGUAGCAUAUGCAAUUUACUCGA